AUGCGUGCUUCGCGAGCCACGACGAAUGUCUUCCACGCCGGGAUUCGCAUGGAUUUGCACCGUGCAGAACGGGUGGCACGUUCUCGGCGUCACGCGCGCCAGAUGGAGCAGUGCUUUGGUCCUGCCUGGCGCUACUCCACAGCCGCUGCUGCAGCUGCCGCUUUCACUACCCAGGGGGCGACGGUGGCAACUUCUGUUAUUCACAAAGACGGUAACGAGCUUCCGGGAGAGAGGCAAGCAACGGCAGACGGUGAAGCAACAAAGCCCAAUUUUAAAGGCAAUGUAGCAUCAUCUUCUGCAAAGAUCAACACGGAAUUGCGGGAAAGGGCAGUGAAAUUGGGGCUUGUUUCCGUGGAACGUGAUGUGCCUCAUGUGGAGGCAUCAUACGAAGGUGAGUCCUCAAUCCAAGACCCUCUGUUGGAUUUUCUGGAAAAUAACGAGGAGGACGCCGCCCUUCUGCUUGCCAUGUGGACUUCACUGCGGCGCAGCUGCCUGUACGCGUCGGAGGUGUCGGAGUCCCUGUCGCUCAGUGCAAGGUGGUUUCUUCACCACCUCAUUCAUAUGCGCGCUAUCGCCGCAGCUGUACGUUUCUACCAACGAUUGCUGAUGUUAGGAGUGCAGCUGCAGAAGUGGGAUGUGGUGGUGCUGCUAAGGAGUCUGCCAUACGAGCACUCCACGACCGUGACGGAUUUGGAAUCGAAUGCGUGGAUGCAAGAGAAGCACAUGUCACAUUGGUCAAUGAAGCAGAUACGAGAGAAAAGACAAAGAGGUGAAUCCAUCAGCAGUACAAAUACCGCGAAACCCCGGGAGGGCGAGGCAUCACCUCACAUUCCUGAUAUACUGAAUGUACAGCAGGAUUCUAAGGAUGAUGUCGCUACUACUACUUCUUCUACUUAUACUGUUGCUGCCUCACCGCAAUGUGCUGUGCCCUUCACGCUCACGGGAGCACGAGAUGGCGGUACAGUCAGAGACUCUCCGAGUGUGUGUGAUAAGAAGACUUCUAUUGUUGAUACGGAGCUAUUUCGUCGGCAACCAGAUUGGGUGAAACGGUGGGCCCUGUACGAGGCCUCUAUGGGGAACAUGGACUUUUUUGACGCCAACGACGGUACACCCGCCACAGAUGUCGCUGAGUUUUCCGGUUCAUCAGUCACAGAGGGUGUGGAGUUUGACGAGGAUAUGCUGCACGCUUCACAGGAAGCAGGUCAUAUCAUUGAGGUUACCGCCUUAUUGAAUCACCUAAUGCUGCUGCAAGACGCUAGGAGAGUUGUCGUGUCACCUCACGAGCAUGCCAAGGAGAAGAGACAUCACCCUGUCAUCCGAACGCGACAGCUGCCAACAGCUGCACGGCGGCACUACUGGGCGGAGGCGCUCCAUGUGGCGACUGCGUACCUGGAUUCCAGACCACCGUCGCAGCAUGGCGCUCCGCUCCUCGCAGAUUUCCGCCACGCUAUGCAGAGAGCGGUGUCAGCGUCGGCCUCGUGGAGAAUUUCGCUUCGCUACCUACAAGCUGCCGAGCAGUUCGGUGUACAGCUGGAGGAAAGAGACUACGUAAAGUUUUUGAUUAUGGCAGUGGAGGCGGAGCCCUGGGUGAAAAACUAUUCAGUUGAACGGUUGGUGGCGCGCCAAGUUAUGCCCCAUUUCAGUAACGAAACCGCAGCUGGAUACGCUGCUCAGGCCAUUUGGCUUGGGCACAUCUGUUCUGUGAAGGCUGAUAGACCCGAGGAUUAUGUGGACCUGAUGGAGUGCCAUACAACAAAUCUUCCUGCGACUAUUAAGGAAGCCAUGGUACGCAUCAAACUCGCUGCAUCACAUCUGCGCAUUGAGGUUGACAGGUACCGUGCGGAGGUUGCGGCUCAGCGUGUGUUGGCCACUUCGGUUCGGUUGGGUUUGUUCUCCCAAGAUGGUGUUCUGACACAACAGCCACAGGGACGAGGGAUACUGACGGAACAGCCUGGCGGAAGCUCAUCACAUGAGAGGACUGGUGCCCUUCUUUCGGAGAGGCUGAAGGAUUCGUAUUUCCUGGUGUGUCUCGGUCUUCCCCGUGUUGUUGCCCUGGCAUCGAUUACUGUCGUUUCGCACGAAGAUGCACUUCAGAUUUCCGCGUUGCUUGUCGACUCGUUGUAUGGCCACGCAGGGGUGUGGGGGAUUUUCUCAGAAUUGUACAUGGCAGCAGAAGGUGACGUUUUGGCACGCCAAGCGCCAGAGCGGGGGCAUAUGGUCAUCGCAAUAGCAUUGUGUGUUUCGCGGAUUGCGCUGGCAUUGUGCGUGACGCACGUUCAGCUUUCGUCGCAGCAGCGUGGUGCGUCGUUGCUGACGUCAAAGCAGUUGAUGCUUCUUCUGGGCAUGGCGACAGAGGCAGUGGCUUCCGUCCCCUCACAUGUUGCCGGCACUGUCGAGCUGCGACAGCCCAUGGCUUCUCUGAGAAAAAGUGCCUUGAAAUUGACGAAGGCAGUUAUUUCCUUCUUGAAUUUAUCCCCAACCAGCGAGAAGCUGCUGUUUGGUUCUACCCCAGAUGGUACGUUGGAGUGCGUUGUCCUCGUGGUUCGCCUACUCUUGUUGCUGUAUGCAGACUCUGCAGCUCAACUCUUUCCGGCUGCCACGCGGUUCCGCCUAAGGGCACUCCUUCGUCCCACGAGCGGAUUGGGGAAGCAGGUGCGUCACCAACUGCGUCAGAAAGAACUGCGGCAGCUUGAACACUUGCUCUACGGACACACGAAGAGAAGGAGUCGGACGGACUCACUGUCUACGUCACUGCGGCUGCAGACAUUUUCCUCGGAUUAUGUGGCACGCAUUGAGAGUACCGCAAAGAUACAUGAGCUGGUCUACGCUGUGGCGCUGCGUUACGGAAAUGAUACACUGGCAGUGGAGCGUACCCUAACCUCUUCUCUCUCUGCAAUGUGCUCGGAGGAAGCUAUCAUACUGGAGCAAGUAGCUUUGCAUCAUCUGCGUCUGCGUCCUGGCACUCUGAGCGUCGCCUUCUUUAUCAACGUAUUGGAUCGCCUGCGCAGAGGAGCAUCUAGCGUGACGAGGGAAGGCAAUUCACUAUGGAUGCAAGCGGUGACAGUGUACUGGGAUGCGGUGGAGCACACGGCAUGCCGCUCCCUUCCAUCGUAUAGCGCGGACGUUAGCAAUGGGCAUGAACCGCUUGAACAGCACGAAAGAGACGUUUUAUCGGCGCUCCUUUUGCCGAUGAUGCGCCUAAGUAUGAUGACAAUGCGAAGAGACAUGGGAUGGGUGUGGUUAAAUCGCUGGGUAUCCUUGCACCACCCAGCGGAGCGAAAUCUUGAGUUUCGAAUGCUGAAUAUUCAGGCGAGAUCGGCGCUGCGUGAUAAACGUGCAUUGCAGAUGUGCAUAAAGCUCCUUCAAGACAAACAACAACAGCAACAACUGCAGCAAGGAGAACGGGUGCGAAAUGAGAAGACCCCUGUGGUAUCGUCGCCCCCAGCUUUGGAAUCAUUGCUAUGUGAAGUUGCUGUGGGGCAUGCUGACUGGCGAUUGGCUCUCGAAGGACUGCUCAAUGCCUUUGUCUUGAAUUCUGUGGAAACAGGCCAGGCGGCGCCGCUGCCACCCGGUGUGGUGGCAUCACUAAUGCGUAUCCUGUGCCGUGCUCCAAUCAACCUUUCCAAGACUGCACUACACCUGCGAAUGAGGCAAGGUGAUCAAUGGAGGCUGGAGGAUGCCAAUGGGCUUCUACUGUUGCUGGUGCGCCAGCGGCAUUGGCAGCGUGCCCUUCAGCACGUGGCGGAGAUGCUGCCAGUUUUGGAUGCUGCCGGAAGCGAUAACGUCGCUGCUGAUGGAAGGAAUUCAAUAAUGACUCAGUCAUAUUUUCUCCUCCACGGGCUCAGGGCGUGCGCCAAUGGUGGCUGUGCGGAGGAGGCAGCACUGCUGUACGACCGUCUCAAGGUUCUGCUAGGUGAGACGCACUCUGGUGGUGCGGCAGAGGCUGGUGCCUACGGUGGUGGGAGAAGUGUCGAAGAGUUACUCUUUACCGUGCACGACUCUGAUGGUGUUUCAAAACUGACGCAGGCGGGAGGGGAGGAUGAGCGGCUGCGUACUCUUGUGGGUCAUGCCCGUCAUUACUUCCUACGGGCAAUGACAAAGAAGAGUUUGACCACACAUGUGCGUCAGGAGUGA
Trypanosoma grayi is the source of this 4134-nucleotide messenger RNA. RefSeq lists its product as hypothetical. The coding region runs from base 1 to 4134 and encodes 1377 amino acids. Lineage: Eukaryota; Euglenozoa; Kinetoplastea; Trypanosomatida; Trypanosomatidae. The record is from RefSeq and is a predicted model, not a curated record. The transcript has a single exon.